AUGGGCCACCGAAGGUGGUUUGCAAGCGGCACGCAAAGACUGCGCGUCGGAAAGAACGGGGGUGGGGGGGAGGGAGCGCAGGUGCAGUUCUCAAGGUUUGGAAGCAAGGGUCAUGGUCAGUGGCCACGGCCGAUGCUUCUGAGGAUCCUCUUUUGCCAGCUACCCUGGCUGUUAGCCGCCGACUGCAGCGGCGCGUUCGAUGCGCCGGGCGCGCCGGCGCCAGGAGGGAUAAUGCGCAGCUGUUGGCCCUGA
This is a messenger RNA of Symbiodinium sp. CCMP2592, 252 nucleotides long. NCBI's taxonomy places the organism in Eukaryota, Dinophyceae, Suessiales, Symbiodiniaceae. The record is from the annotation of a GenBank genome assembly.